AUAUUAUUCACACAAAUCGGACUCGAACCAUUUACUCUAUCGAAAACUGUCAAAGAAUCGAUUAUUAGCGAAUCUAAGAAUCGCAUAGAUAAUUAUAUUGGCAAAUGGAUAAUAGAAGAUCAAAAUGCAGUAAUGCUAUUGAAGGAAGUAAUUAAAGACGUUCAGGUUUCAGGAGUCGAAACAGUUUGCAAUUCAAAAGGAACAAGCAAUUAUUAUUUAGAACAGCCGUUGUUUCCGAGACAUGUCGAAGAGAUAAAACCGUUGCAAAAUUAUACUGCGCUCAAUAUAAUGCAGUUAUCUAAGCGAUUGCCUAAAUUUGAAAUCAUUGAGAGUGAAGAGCAAGUGACAAUAGAACGAGGAAACGCGUAUAUUGAAGAAUUAUGCAAUCUAAAUCCGAAUAUCACAAAAGAAGAAAUCGAAUACAUUACCUCUAUUUUACAAGAGCAACAAAAAUUGCAACAAGCUAACUUCUAUCAAACCUUUUCGUUCGACACUCGAUUGGACGAUUUGUAUCUUGAGGAAUUUUUAAUACCUGUAAAAGACUAUCAUAUGAAAAAUCAAGAAUCUUUUAGUGAAGUUAUUAUGCCAUUGGUGGAUAAAGAGUUCAACGAAGCGUUUUCAACAUCAUUUUCGAACGAGAGCACUAGAGAUCAAUUGGUGCCCGAAGAGAAAGGAAUUAAAGCGCCAUUAGAAUGGGUGAAUGAAUGGGAGGGAAUUAGUGAUCAGUCAGAAGUAGCAAUUUCAACAUGUUUUAGUGAAGUGCCAGUUGAAUUGGACACGACAACUUGCAAUGAUAUGCAAUUAGGUUGGCUUUUGUCAAAUGCAAUAGGUCAAAUAUUCAAAAAAUCGAAAAACGCAAAAGAAGAUUCAGAGAGAGCAUCAAUUUAUGAAUUGACAAUGAUGAAUUCUUUGACCAAAACAAUCAAGUCUGCUGUUCCUUUCGAAAAAGAAACAUUAGAAGUUUCGCCACUCGACCAAGAAGCUGAAUCGCUUAUUAACGACAUGGAAAAAUUGUUUGCAGCAAAAGUUAAAGAUACUGAGUGGAAGACGCUAAUCUUGGAACAAACAAUUGACGAAAUUGGUGGGCUGAAAUUUGAAGUUCCAGAAUUACCACAUCCACCGAUCAUCGCCAAACUCAAAAGUUCACUAAAAUGCCCAUUCAUUCCGUCGCGAUUAUCGGACCUAGUCGCUCGUCGUAACAGAAACCUAUGUCCCGACUUGCAACAAUAUUUAGUAGCGUUUACUGGCAUAAAAACAUUUGAACUUGCGUUGCGUUGGAAUCCAAUAAAUAAUCUCACUAUCUUAUCUAUUGAAAAGGCAGUUAAUGUCGAAUGGAUUACCGAGGAGGCUGCUGAAGGAACGAUGAAGAAAGAAUGUUGGUGCGAUGUCAUAGUUAAACUUACGAAUGAUUUGAAUUUAAUGAUUGAUCAAAUUGACGAUGAUAAAAGAUUAAUAGCAAGAAAGAAUGAAGUGAUUUUACAAAAUAAUGAAAAACCGACAGUACCAUAUUCUGAGGAAAGUAAUAGAAAAGAACAAAAAGAACAAAUAAAUUCUCAAGCUGCGAUAAUAGAAUUGACUCCUGAAAGCAGUUCAUGCAUUGAACCUAUAAACAAACUUAUUAUAUCCGAACGAAAGAACCGAGUCACUAAAUGGCUAGAAAGCAUUGAUCAACAAGACGAACUUGAAUGUUUACCAAACUCUAUCACUAUCAAAAGAGAAAAUUCAGAAACUAGUUUUGAUGAAGUAUCAUCCAAUUCCGUAAAUACAGAAAAAAGAAAUUUAUCAUUUCUCAAUAAUACUGAUCCUUCAAACAUUAUGACGGGCUCUAAUUUCACGGAAAGUUUUUCGGCAGCUAGAGCUAUUGACGGAUUCUUAGCGUUGAGAGGUAAAACGAUAAAGAACAAGAGUAAAAUGUCAGAGCAUAUUUCGCAUGAACAAAAGAGCAUUAUUUCCAGGCCAUCUUCAAAUAAAAGUUUUUUCAAUUCAAUAUGCCAGCAAAAACAAGAGUCAGCAUCUCAAUCUGAGAGCUUUUACGCUCAUUUGCCCAUACCAAUCACCACACAUAAAUAUAUUAUCUCAUCCCGACUUUUGCAAAAUCAUGCUUUUGUGACAGCAUUAAGAAGUGAAGACUGCAAAGUUGAAUUGAUUGAGCGUGAUUUUGAAUAUUUGAGAACAAUUUUACCAGAUAAUAUAUCCGCCACUAAACAUAUCGAUGCAGACUUAAUUUUAGACGAAAAAUCAGCGCUAAUUUUCCUUUCGCUCUUACAACUUUCCCAACAAAACUCUGCAUCAAAUAAAAAGUCAAGCAUAGAAACAGCUCUUUCGAUACUUCACUUACAUAAAAAAUAUUCAAACUUGUAUUUGGUUUUUGAAACAUAUGUAUGGAAUCAAAAAUCUAGCAUCAGCGAUUCAACCAAACCCUCUCUUAUACCAUAUCCUUUUACCUCGCCAAACCAAAAAGCAAUGAAUGAGCUGUUAGCAAUUCUGGAAAGUUGUGAGUGCAACUUCGAAAUAUUUUUUUCGUCGAGUGAAAAGAUUUCUGCAAGAUAUGUGAGAAUGGUUGGAGAUUUUUGUGCUGAAAAGUGCGAUAAUGAUGACGGCGAUGAAGGAGAGGAAAAAACAAACUAUCAUGCGAAAGCUUGGAAUUCUAGGCGACAAUGGGAGUCGAGACAAUGGAUGACAGCUGAAGAAAGUCUUCAUGAACGAUUUUUGACAAGUUUUAGUCCAUUAAUUAAUGCGUUUUCAGCACAAAUUAUUCUGACAGUGACCACGCUUUUAGAAUUUCUUCGAAUGACGCAUAAAGAGCGCGUUGAUUUGUUUGGUGGCUGGAUUGAUGAGAUACGUCUGGCAAAAUUCGACGAAAUCAUCAAUGGCAUUCUUUGUCCUGAAGAAAAAUAUCCUUCUAAAGAAAACGAAAUCGUCGUUAACAAAAGAAGUAUUGAAAAUAACAAUAAGCAUAAAGACAUAAUCAAUAAUGUUAAUAUUUUGAAACCAGAAAGACAUUUCAUUAACAAUGAAAUGUUGACGUGCAAAUUCCAACAUGAACAAACGGGAGUAAGUAGCAUCAAUUCUGCAAUAAUGCAUGAUGCUGCUGAUGAGGAAAUUGUACCGAAUUUAUAUGAAGGAGAAAGAAAUAAUAUUAAUACUAAUGAGGAAGAUGAGAUGCUUUUUCAAGAUGAAUACUUUAUAGAGGAUGGAAGCGAAAUCAUACUAUAA
Ambispora leptoticha is the source of this 3216-nucleotide messenger RNA. NCBI's taxonomy places the organism in Eukaryota, Fungi, Glomeromycota, Glomeromycetes, Archaeosporales, Ambisporaceae. The record is from the annotation of a GenBank genome assembly.